AUGCCGCCCAAAGCUGGAGAGCAGAAGCGAAAACGAGGUCGCCCCUCAAACGCGUCUAGAACGGCCGACACGUCCCCAGGUUCUCCCGAAGCUGCAGAAACAGAGGAGGCAGCGGCACCAGCGAAACGCGGUCGGCCAAGCACACGCAAGGAAGCCGAGGCGGCUCCUCCGGUCGAGGAAGCCACAACCAAAAGGAGGGGCAGACCACCUCGCGAAGCAGCAACAGAAGAAGAAGAAGAAGUGGUAAAUGAGGAGGAAUCCGUGCCGGCGCAAGCGAAGCAAAAGUCGAAGAAGGCUGCCAAGGGCAAUUCAAACGACGCCAAAGAAGUUGACAACCAAGAUGAGUCAAUAAAUCGAGGAGAGAAAGCCGCACGAGGCAAGGCAGGCCGGAAGCCAAGAAAGGAGACGAACGAGGGAGGCCAGGACGAAGACGAGGCCAACACAAGCAAUGCGACCAAGAAAAAGCGUGGCCGUCCAGCGAAGACCGUGGAAGAGCAGCCCGAAGAGGUUGCAUCUCCAGAGCCGGCUCCUAAAAAGAAGCGUGGACGACCGUCUCUAGACAGGAAACCAGCAGCCGAAGAAACAUCGAAAGCAGUCGAGGAGAAGGUCACACCCAAGAAGCGAAGAGGACAGCCCAAGGGAAAGGCUUCCGAGGCUGAGGAGCCUGCCCCCGAGGAAGAAGCCGAGGCCGUGUCCGUCCCUGAGAAGAAACGCGGACGAAAGGCAAAUGUCAUGGUGGAGGAGACGGAGGAGCAACCAGCUGAAGAAGAACCGGCGGUUGUCAAAAAAAGACGCGGUCGUCCCGCAGCGCAAGCCAAACCAGAGGCGCAAGAAGCGUUGCAGUCAGAUCCAAAGGAAGCUUUGAGGCGGAAAGAGAAGCAGCCUGCACCGGCAGAGGAGACAACAGCUGAAACAGCUGAUAAGCCGACGAAAAAGCGGCGGAAGAGACCUUCUCAAGGCGAGGAAGAAGAAGCGUCACCAGAUACGGAACGUCGCCGGCCUGGCCGUCCUCGGACUUCAGAUGCUGCAUCCCCACAGAAUCAAAACUCCAAACCGCGCAAAUCCAAGAAACGCCCGACGGAAGACGAUACAGCAGAAGCAGCAGCACCUGCAAAGAAACGCCGUCGACGCACGUCUGACGAAAUCCAAGAGCAGAAAAAACAGCAACAGAAACGGCAGCAACAGCAGCAACCCAAGCCCGAACCGCCAAAAACAGCCCGCCGGGUCCCUAAACACCGACACAUCGCCGCCCGCGUGCGCCAAGUUCCCCGCUCGAUAAUAGAAGAGAAAUGGUCCCCCCUCACGAACCCCUCCCUCUCCAUCGUCUCUGACCUCCUCCGCCUCGCCGAGCGCCCCGUCCUCCAGCGCAUCUCGGGCAGCGAGAAGCGCCGUGACCAGGCCGCCUCUGCCCUCCACCUCAUCACGAAUCGCCUCGUUAAGAAGCUCUCCCGCGGCCUACCCUUCCCGCCGGCCUCCGUGCCACCCGCAGGCAAGAGCAACAGAAAGCUGCUGGACACGGAUGGCGGGCGCAUCGAGGAGCUCAACUUUGAACGCGUCAUCGAGGGUGUCGCAGCCCUUGAGAGGCAGCUCGAUCCCCUCCUCCACGCCGUGGAGCUCCUCAAGGCCGAGAGGGAGCGCGAGGAGAAGGCGCUGGAGGAGGACCACGAUACCCUUAGGACACUGGAGGCCAACGCCCGCUCCGAGGCCAGGAACUUCAAGGACAGUCUUCGCAAGACACACGUCCUCGUGCCGGAGGCUAGGAGGCCGGGCGCUGCCACAGCUGCUGCCGGCGCCGCCAACACUACCGAUCACACUGUCAAGCACGACAAGCCAGGCUUCGGCUUCAUCGUCCCCGACGAGGGCGUCGGCAGCACCCCACUGUUCAAGGACCUCGAGGAUGAUGAACUGCGCGGCCUGGCGGGUCAGGUUGGCAGCCACAUGGAGAGCAUGCGGGCCAACCUCCAGCAGAUCGACGGUGUCGUGCCGCAAAUCGUCAAGAGCAGGGCCGCGCUGCAGGACGUGCUAUUCAGGCAUUUAGACCAGCAGAGCUUCGAGAAUGUCUUGUUUGGAUAA
This is a messenger RNA of Colletotrichum orchidophilum, 2073 nucleotides long. RefSeq lists its product as uncharacterized. The record is from RefSeq and is a predicted model, not a curated record. NCBI's taxonomy places the organism in Eukaryota, Fungi, Ascomycota, Sordariomycetes, Glomerellales, Glomerellaceae. Gene Ontology annotation, molecular function: DNA binding. The transcript has 2 exons. Bases 1 to 2073 code for a protein of 690 amino acids.